Molecule: messenger RNA, 390 nt
Organism: Rangifer tarandus platyrhynchus (Svalbard reindeer)
Lineage: Eukaryota; Metazoa; Chordata; Mammalia; Artiodactyla; Cervidae
Source: the annotation of a GenBank genome assembly
AUGAUCUCAACAACCUUCUGGUUAGAAAGGAUCUCUAGACAGAAAGAUGUACCUGCUGGAAUUUUCCAUCAGCUGGAGAGCAAGGACAUCGGUCGUCACACUGAUGGGCGAAGUCGCACUUGUGCCCUUGGCCGUGGGUGCGUCUCGUGGCCUGUGAUCCUGCAGCAAAGACUCAAGGGCUACCCUGCCAGCGCCGCCCUCUCCUCCUCCUCCCCUGUCUCCCCCUCCCCUGCUGUCUGCACCCCGACUCCUCCAGGAAAACCUCCACCGUGUCUCCUGGCUCAGAUACCGAGAUAUGCAGAGAUCACAAAGAGCUGGUCUUGGGAACUUCUGAAUAUGAUUCAUUCAAAAGAGAAUUCAGUCUUAGAAGUUCUCCAUGAACUGAAUUAA